Molecule: messenger RNA, 978 nt
Organism: Danaus chrysippus (African queen)
Lineage: Eukaryota; Metazoa; Arthropoda; Insecta; Lepidoptera; Nymphalidae
Source: the annotation of a GenBank genome assembly
AUGAAUUCCAUUCUAUCAACUGUCUUCGCCAUUUUGGCGGUGAACGUGACUAUUUCUGCAAUAGUUGCCAUGGCCUUUGGUUGGGGAUACCGUGCUUCGGAUCAACGUCGCUGGGCCGUACUUCAUCCUGCUUGCGGCGGAAGACAGCAAUCUCCAAUUGCCAUCGCUGCCCGUCAAGCUAUUCCCAUAUCUAUCCCAGCUAUGGAACUCAUCGGAUACCAAAACCCUCUCCCCGGACCACUGACCAUCACUAAUAACGGCCACUCUGUCGCGCUAACCAUACCAAAGUAUUCGUCUGAAGAGGAGAAAAAGGGCUUCCGUCUGCCAUACAUCUUCGGCGGUCCUCUCGAUAAUGAGUAUGAAAUCGAAGGCCUUCAUUUCCACUGGGGUGACAAGAACAACCGCGGUUCUGAACAUACCCUGAACGACAUGCGCCUCCCCCUUGAAAUGCACAUCAUCCAUAGGAACAAGAAAUACCGCAGUCUGGCUGAAGCUCUCCAACAUCCCGAUGGUCUUUGCGUCCUUGCUUUCUUCUACCAGGUGGUCGAAUUCGACGCUAAGCUGUUAACUCCCAUUGUCAAGAACCUGUCUGCCAUUGAAAACUACAACACCAGCAUGCAGCUCCCCCAUACAUUCUCCCUCUCAUCAAUUCUCUCCGGUCUCGACACUGAGCGUUUCUAUACCUACAAAGGUUCCCUCACCACCCCCCCUUGCGCUGAAGCCGUCACAUGGGUCGUCUUCUCCGAUUACCUUCCAAUCUCCGUUUUCCAGAUGGACAACUUCCGUGGUCUCCUUUCCAACCUGAACCUGCCUCUUGUUGACAACUUCAGACAAUUGCAACCAUUAUUCGGUAGACGCAUCUUCGUUCGCAUUACAUCUAAGAAUCCCAAAUUCAAGAAGACCAAGCUCCACUACUCCAAAUGGGACUGGGUUGGCCACAAGAAGACCGAAAAUGACGUCACUGAAUUCGAUGACUAA